This is a messenger RNA of Saccostrea echinata, 1090 nucleotides long. Its product is annotated as retinol dehydrogenase 11-like. The transcript is spliced from 6 exons. The record is from RefSeq and is a predicted model, not a curated record. Bases 28 to 1017 code for a protein of 329 amino acids. NCBI's taxonomy places the organism in Eukaryota, Metazoa, Mollusca, Bivalvia, Ostreida, Ostreidae.
CUGUAGCAGAGAGGUUCUAAGUACAUUAUGGAAUUGUACAUCGGUUUGUUAUUUCUUGCUUUGAUGCUUCUAUUGGUCGUUACAUAUGUUUACACUAAAGGCCGUGAUCAACUUUACGUCAGACAUAAGAACUUGGAAGGAAAAACAGUCAUUGUAACUGGUGCAGAGAAAGGCAAGUGGUUCAAUACAGUACUUGAAUUAGCUAAAAGAAGAGGGCGUAUAAUCAUGACGUGUGCAGACAAGACAGCCGGAGAAUCUGCCAGGCAGCGAAUUGUAAAGUUGACAGGAAACACAAAUGUUGUCUACAGAGAACUUGACGUCAGUCAGAUGUCAUCUGUGCGAGCGUUCGUAACGUCAUUUAAAAUAUCGGAGAAAAAGUUGGAUAUUCUUAUCAACAACGCAGAAAUGUGCACUAGGAAGAGAACAGUGACAAAAGAAGGCCUCGAAUUAAUCUUUGCCACCAAUUUUUUUGGACCUUAUUUGCUGACAACUCUAUUACUAGAUUUAUUAAAGAAGUCACACGGUCGCGUUGUAAAUGUAGGCUCUGUUCUUCCUGCAUCCAUCGAGUUGGAUUGUGAAAAUCUAAGAGCUGAGAAAGGUUUCCACAGUCAAAGGUUCUAUCAAUCUAAACUGGCGUUAUUAAUGUUUACCAAAGAGCUGGCAAGACGCACGGUAGAUUCAGGCGUCGCUGUAACAUUUGUCCACUCAGGGCUGGUACAAGCAGAACUAUACACAGACAUAUCCUGGGUAUAUCUUUUUCUGCAGUCCAUCAUAGCAGGACAAUGUGUAAAGACGCCGUUAGAGGGCGCCACGUCUAUCUUGUUCUGCGCUUUGGAUGACUCAGUGCAGACUGGAGGUUAUUACAUGGACUGUCGUCUAUAUGACCAAAAUGUGUGGGUCCCCAAGUGUGCUUAUGACGAGGGACUGGCCAGGAAACUCUGGGAGAUCAGCGAAAGACUCACAGCCAGUAGUGACGUCAUCGGUCAGCUCAGGGAGAGGCUCUCAAAGGGGACUUAGUCCAAAUCCGCUUUUCUUCAGUUAUAAACUAAUGAAUAUUUCUACAACAAUAAAAUUAAGUUUUCAAACUUUA